This is a messenger RNA of Triticum turgidum subsp. durum (durum wheat), 678 nucleotides long. The record is from the annotation of a GenBank genome assembly. Lineage: Eukaryota; Viridiplantae; Streptophyta; Magnoliopsida; Poales; Poaceae.
AUGUCCUGCCCGCACGUGAGCGGCGUCGCGGCGUUGCUCCGGCAGGCGAGGCCAGAGUGGAGCCCCGCCGCGGUCAAGUCGGCCCUGAUGACGACGGCGUACAACGUGGACGGCGCCGGCGGCGUGAUCGGCGACAUGUCCAUCGGCGGCGAGUCCACGCCGUUCGCGCGCGGGGCUGGGCACAUCGACCCCAACCGCGCCGUGGACCCGGGCCUCGUGUACGACGCCGACACGGAGGACUACAUCGCCUUCCUGUGCGCGCUCGGCUACACCGCCGAGCAGGUCACCCUGUUCGGCUCCUCCGCCAACUGCUCGGCCCGCGCGGGCGCCUCCCUCGGCGACCACAACUAUCCGGCCUUAUCGGUGGUGUUCACCGCGAACAAAACGGCAGCCGUCACGCAGCGCCGUGUCGUGCGCAACGUCGGCGGCCAUGCCAGGGCUACGUACAGGGCCAAGGUGACUGCCCCGGACGGCGUGCGCGUCACGGUGACCCCCCCGACGCUGCGGUUCAGCGCGAGACGGAGGACACAGAAGUUCGUGGUCACCUUUGCACAGCGUAGCUUCGGGAGCGUCACGAAGAAUCACACGUUCGGGUCCAUGGAGUGGAGCGACCGCAAGCACUCGGUGACGAGCCCCAUCGCCAUCACCUGGCCGCCGAGCCAGGUUGCGGUGAUGUGA